This is a messenger RNA of Rattus rattus (black rat), 2146 nucleotides long. It is a transcript of the gene Adamtsl5, whose product is annotated as ADAMTS like 5. The record is from RefSeq and is a predicted model, not a curated record. The transcript is spliced from 14 exons. Gene Ontology annotation, cellular component: extracellular matrix. Gene Ontology annotation, biological process: extracellular matrix organization. Gene Ontology annotation, molecular function: protein binding; metalloendopeptidase activity. Lineage: Eukaryota; Metazoa; Chordata; Mammalia; Rodentia; Muridae. The coding region runs from base 369 to 1826 and encodes 485 amino acids.
GGCGCGCCUGGGAGGCCCGGGUGGGAGGGAUCGACGGAGUUCGCAGUCCCGCACUUUGGGGCCCCGCCGCUUCCGCCAGUCCCUGGGGCGUCCCAGGGAAGCUUGGACGCAUUGCCUUGGGCUCUGAGCAACUGACCCUCUGGGCACCGCAGCCCGCACUCCUGGCUGAUGAGACCAUGAUGCACAUGUUGGCAGGAGGCCAGGGUCUCGGAGACUCACGGACCGAGUUCCGCGAGUUUUCACUGCACAGAUGAGGAACCUGAGGCCUGGAAAAACGGAAUGGUCGGUUCCUGGCCACCCAGGAAGAGACAAGAGAACCCAGAGAGGUUUGGCUACCAUCGAAGACCACACAGUCAGCCAGGGCUGAGAUGGCAGUUCACUCCGAUUCUGCUGAUCACUGCCUCUUGGGAACCCAGUGCUCCCUCAGACCCCGCCUCUUCCCGCCUCUUCUGUUCUUGCUGUGGAUUCUCCUGAGCUGUGAUUUGAGGGGUGCUGCUCAGGGUCCGGGAGAGUGGACGCUCUGGGGAUCUUGGAGCCGGUGUUCCAGCUCGUGUGGUCGGGGCGUCUCAGUGCGCAGACGCCACUGCGUCCGACUUCCUGAGGAGGAACUUUGCUGGGGGGACAGUCAUGAAUACCGGGUGUGCCAGCUGCCGGACUGCCCCCCAGGGGCCAUACCAUUCCGAGACCUGCAGUGUUCUCUCUACAAUGGCCACCCCGUCCUGGGCACCCAGAAAACCUAUCAAUGGGUGCCCUUCCACGGGGCGCCCAAUCUGUGUGACCUCAACUGCCUGGCUGAAGGCCACGCCUUCUACCACAGCUUUGGCCGCGUGCUGGAUGGCACCCCCUGCACCCCGGGGACCCAGGGUCUCUGCGUGGCAGGCCGCUGUCUGAGCGCAGGCUGUGACGGACUACUGGGCUCCGGCACCCUCGAGGACCGCUGCGGCCUCUGUGGUGGUGCUAACGACUCUUGCCUGUUCGUGCAGCGCGUGUUCCGCGACGCCGGUGCCUUCGCCGGCUACUGGAACGUGACUUUGAUCCCCGAGGGCGCCAGGCACAUCCGCGUAACACAGCGCAGCCACAACCACCUGGCGCUGGUGACCCGCGACGGGCACUACGUGCUCAACGGUGAUGGUGUGCUCAGCCUGCCUGGCACCUAUGAGGCCGCGGGCACCCGCGUGGUUUACACCCGCAGUGCGGGUCCGGAGGAGACUCUGCAGGCUACCGGGCCCACCUCCCAGGAGCUGUUGUUGCAGGUGCUGCUGCGGGAGCCCAACCCGGGCGUAAACUUCGAGUUCUGGCUGCCCCGGGAGCGCUAUGGCUCCUUCCAGGCUCAGGUGCACGCUCUGGGCUGGCCCCUGCGACAGCCUCAGCCUCGGGAGGUGGAGCCGCAGCCUGCAGAGACCCCUGUGGUCCCCGAGGCCAUCCCUGCCCGUGUUGCAUCCCUGGCACCAGACCCCUGCGGGCCAUGCCCUGACAGCCGUGGUCGCGCACACCGGCUUCUUCACUACUGUGGCAGCGACUUUGUGUUCCAGGCCCGUGUGCUGGGCCGCCACCGCCUGGCCCAGGAGACCCGUUACGAGGUGCGGGUCCUGCUCAUCUACAAAAACCGGUCGCCUCUGCGAUCUCGAGAGUAUGUGUGGGCACCAGGCCACUGCCCAUGCCCACCACUGGCCCCACAUCGAGAAUACCUGUUGGCUACCAGGCGACACGUCAGCCCUGAUGGCACACAGGACCGGCUACUGCUGCCUCAGGCUGGCUAUGCUCGGCUUUGGAGUCCUGCGGAGGACAGCCGAGUUCGACUAGCUGCCCGGCGUUGUCCAGUGUAACCCCCCCCCCCGGCGGUCGGGGUCACCCGGUUCCUGUUCUGGUGUCCUAUGACUCAGGAAAGUCUCCCACUUGGAAGCUCGUAUAUCUUAAUUCGGGUCUCCCUGUGCGCACAACCCUGGCUGGCCUGGAGCUCUCUAUGUAGACCAGGCUGGCCUUGAAGUCACAGAGAUCCACCUGCCUCUGUCUCCCUAGUGAAUGCUGGGAUUAAAGGUGCACUCCAUAUCUGAGAACUUUAAGGAGCUUCAAAAUCCUGGGCUACCUUUCCUUUAAACAACUUCUGUUUGUCUCUUUUCAAAUUACUAUUUAAGUUUUACAAAAA